GGGAGGGGCAGUAAGGGGAAGGGAUGUGUGUCGGCGUGUGUGGACAGGGUGCUCCUUCGCUCCUGCUUUCCCGGCUUGGUGGGGUCCCUUCGCGGCCACCCGGGGAGACGUCUUAGUCGUGGUUCCUGUGACCUGUGUUCUCUUUGCAGAAGUUCUGUGUCUAUCCAUCUCAUGUGCUGCGUGUGUCUGUAAAGCCUCAUUCCGUGCUGUCUGGCAGGAAGCUCCAUCUCAUCUCAUCAUCUUAAGGCCCUGGCACUGCCUCAGCAUGGCCAUUUCAUCACGCCUCGCCCUGUGGGAGCAGAAGGAAAGUGACACUCGUGACUGGGGCUGCAGCCAUCCGCAGGGACUGACUCGACCCUCGGGAGCCAAGUCCAACCUUUCCCACCUUGAGUGGGGAGUCUGACAUCCAGUCCUCCUAGUAGCAUGUGCAAUCCCACCUUCAACCUUCUCCCAGCCAGCUCGAUUCGGGAAGAGGACAAGAGCCCUCCACCGUCCUCGCCCCCUCCUCUCUUCUCUGUCAUCCCAGGGGGCUUCAUUAAGCAACUGGUCCGGGAGACUGAAAAAGAGGCCAAGGAAGCAAGACAGAGGAAACAGUUAGCUCUCGCCUCUCCAGAACGAGAGACCCCAGAAAUUUCCGUCAGCCAACCCAACAGCAAGUCCAGCAGUGGCACCAGAUCUGGAAGCCAGCAGAUCUCUCAGGACAACCAGUCAAGCUCUCUUGGGAGCUCAGACAUUCUGGGCAAGGAGAGCGAGGGGUCCGGCAGCCCUGACCAUGAGCAGAUGACCAGCAUCAAUGGUGAGAAGGCCCAGGAGCUGGGUUCCAGUGCGACACCAGCCAAAAAGACUCUCCCCUUCAAGAGGGGCAUGAGGAGGGGUGAUGUGUUGUUGAUGGUGGCCAAGCUGGACCCGGACUCAGCCAAGCCAGAGAGGACUCAUCCCCAUGACACCCCCCCUUGCAAGACCCCUCCCCCAGCCACAGAUACUGGAAAGGAAAAGAAAGGGGAGACCUCUAGGACUCCUUGUGGCCCCCAGGCCAGCACCGAGAUCUUGGCCCCGAAAGCUGAGAAGACCCGGACUGGGGGUCUUGGGGACCCAGGCCAAGGAACUGUGGCACUGAAAAAAGACGAGAAGGGUCAAAGCAUAGUGGGGAAGGGGGGUGGGACCCCCAAGACCACAGAGCUGAAAGAGGCUGAGCCCCAGGGCAAAGACCGGCAGGGGACCAGGCCCCAAGCCCAAGGGCCCGGUGAGGGGGUGCGACUGGGGAAAGCAGAGAAGGAGGGAGCAGAGCCCAUAAACACGGUGGAAAAGGGGAAUGUCUCUAAGGACGUAGGGAGUGAGGGGAAGCACGUAGGGCCCCAAAUCCCUGGGAGAAAGUGGGGAGGUUUCCUAGGAAGAAGGAGUAAGUGGGAUAGUCCCCAGAAUAAGGACAAAGAAGGGGUGCUCUUAAGUAAGGCAGAGAAGACAGGUGAGCCUCAGACCCGGACGGAGAAGACAAGCCAAGUGCAGGGCGAGUUGGGGGACGAUGUGAGAAUGGGGGAGAAAGCAGGUGAGCUUUGGAGCACGACUGGGAAGGCAGGUGAGUCCUGGGAUAAGAAGGAAAAGAUGGGGAAGCCCCAGGGUAAGUCCGGGAAGGCAUGUGAAGCUCAGAGUCAGACAGAGAAGGGCUGUGAAGCCCCAAAGGAGGUGAGCACAAUGGUGGAGUCGCCAGCGGCUCCUGGGAAGGGAGGCUGGCCAGGAAGCUGUGGGCAGGAAGCAGAGGAGCCCUGCUCAAGAGCAGGUGAUGGGGCUGGUGCCCUGGAGACAGAGCUGGAAGGACCCAGCCAGCCUGCUCUGGAGAAGGAUGCAGAAAGGCCUCGGAUACAGAAGGAGAACCAAGACGGGCCAGCCCCCCAGGAGGAGGGCAAAGGAGGCCAGAGCAGAGACUCAGACCAGGCUCCUGAGGACAGAUGGUAUGAGGCAGAGAAAGUCUGGCUGGCUCAGAAGGACGGAUUUACUCUUGCUACGGUGCUAAAGCCAGAUGAGGGAACAGCAGACCUGCCAGCAGGAAGGGUGAGACUUUGCAUUGAUGCUGACAAAACCAUCACUGAGGUGGAUGAGGAGCAUGUCCAUCGGGGCAACCCCCCUGAGCUGGACCAGGUCGAGGACCUGGCCUCUCUCAUCAGUGUCAACGAAUCCAGUGUCCUGAAUACGCUUCUGCAGCGCUACAGGGCUCAGCUGCCGCACACCUGCGUGGGGCCUGAUCUGAUCGUCCUCCAGCCCCGGGGGCCCUUGGUGCCUUCUGCAGGGAAGGUGCCCAAGGGCCGCCGGGAUGGCCUGCCUGCCCACAUUGGCUCCAUAGCACAGCGGGCAUACUGGGCGCUGCUGAAUCAGCGGAGAGACCAGAGCAUUGUGGCCCUGGGCCGGAGUGGUGCUGGGAAGACCACCUGCUGUGAGCAGGUCCUGGAACACCUGGUGGGGAUGGCAGGCAGUGUGGAUGGCAGGGUCUCAGUGGAGAAGAUCCGAGCCACCUUUACUGUCCUCCGGGCCUUCGGCUCUGUGUCCGUGGCCCAUAGCCGCAGCGCCACCCGGUUCUCCAUGGUGAUGUCGCUGGACUUCAGCGCUACAGGCCGCAUCACGGCUGCUCAGCUCCAGACAAUGCUUUUGGAGAAGAGCCGCGUGGCACGGCAGCUGGAAGGGGAAAGUAACUUCCAGGUUUUCUCCCAGAUGCUGGCUGGAUUGGACUUGGAUCUCAGGACGGAGCUGAACCUGCACCAGAUGGCAGAUAGCAGCUCCUUUGGCAUGGGCAUGUGGUCCAAGCCUGAAGAUAAACAGAAGGCGGCAGCUGCCUUUGCCCAGCUCCAGGGUGCCAUGGAGACGCUGGGCAUCUCAGAGAGUGAGCAGCGGGCCGUUUGGCGGGUCCUGGCAGCCAUCUACCACCUGGGCGCGGCAGGGGCCUGCAAAGUGGGUCGGAAGCAGUUCAUGAGGUUUGAGUGGGCAAACUACGCAGCUGAGGCCCUGGGCUGCGAGUAUGAGGAGCUGAACACGGCCACCUUCAAGCACCACCUUCGACAGAUCAUCCAGCAAAUGACGUUUGGGCCAACCCGAUGGGGCCUCGAGGAUGAGGAAACCAGCUCAGGGCUCAAGAUGACAGGAGUGGAGUGUGUGGAGGGGAUGGCCUCGGGCCUGUACCAGGAGCUCUUUGCGGCUGUGGUCUCACUCAUCAACAGAUCCUUCUCCUCCCAGCACCUCUCCAUGGCCUCCAUCAUGGUGGUGGAUUCUCCAGGCUUCCAGAACCCCCGGCACCAGGGCAAGGACCGGGCGGCCACCUUUGAGGAGCUGUGCCACAACUACACCCAUGAGCGCCUGCAGCUGCUGUUCUACCAGCGGACCUUUGUCUCCACGCUGCAGCGAUAUCAAGAGGAAGGUGUUCCUGUGCAGUUUGACCUCCCGGACCCCUCCCCAGGGACCACCGUGGCUGUUGUGGAUCAAAAUCCCUCUCAGGUCCGCUUACCAGCUGGAGGAGGUGCCCAGGAUGCCAAAGGCCUUUUCUGGGUCUUGGAUGAGGAAGUCCGUGUAGAGGGCUCCAGUGACAGUGUGGUGCUUGAGCGUCUGUGUGCUGCUUUCGAGAAGAAAGGAGCUGGGACUGAAGAGUCCUCUGCCCUGCGGACCUGUGAGCAGCCCCUCCAGUGUGAGAUUUUCCACCAGUUGGGAUGGGACCCUGUGCGGUACGACCUCACGGGCUGGCUCCACAGAGCCAAGCCCAACCUCUCAGCCCUGGAUGCACCCCAGGUCCUGCAACAGUCAAAAAGAGAGGAGCUGCGGAGUCUAUUCCAGGCCCGGGCCAAGCUGCCUCCUGUGUGCCGGGCUGUGGCAGGCCUGGAGGGCACCUCCCAGCAGGCCCUGCAGAGGAGCCGCAUGGUGAGGAGGACCUUUGCCAGCAGCCUUGCCGCGAUAAGGAGGAAAGCCCCGUGCUCCCAGAUCAAGCUGCAGAUGGAUGCGCUGACCAGCAUGAUCAAAAGGUCCCGGCUGCACUUUAUCCACUGCCUGGUACCGAACUCUGUGGUGGAAAGCAGGAGUGGGCAGGAAUCUCCAACACCACCACAGCCUGGUAGAGACAAGCCUGGGGCAGGUGGACCUCUGGCCCUGGAUAUCCCAGCACUGAGGGUCCAGCUUGCUGGGUUCCACAUCCUGGAGGCUCUGCGUCUGCAUAGGACAGGCUAUGCUGACCACAUGGGGCUCACUCACUUCCGCCGGCAAUUCCAGGUGCUGGACCCUCCACUCCUGAAGAAGCUCAUGUCGACCUCCGAGGGAAUAGAUGAAAGGAAGGCCGUGGAGGAGCUCCUGGAGACCCUGGAUCUGGAAAAGAAGGCAGUGGCUGUGGGGCACAGCCAAGUUUUUCUCAAGGCAGGUGUGAUCUCCAGGCUUGAGAAGCAGCGAGAGAAGCUGGUAUCUCAGAGCAUCGUUCUCUUCCAGGCGGCUUGCAAGGGCUUUCUGUCUCGCCAGGAAUUCAAGAAGCUGAAGAUUCGCCGACUGGCUGCACGGUGCAUCCAGAAGAAUGUGGCUGUGUUCCUCGCAGUGAAGGACUGGCCAUGGUGGCAGCUCCUUGGUUCCCUCCAGCCCCUACUUAGUGCCACCAUUGGAAAUGAGCAGCUCCGAGCCAAGGAGGAGGAGCUUACAACGCUAAGACGGAAGCUAGAAAAAUCAGAGAAGUUGCGGAAUGAACUCCGGCAGAACACAGAUCUGCUAGAAAGCAAGAUUGCUGACUUGACCACUGAGCUUGCCGAUGAGCGCUUCAAAGGUGAUGUGGCCUGCCAGGUGCUGGAGAGUGAGCGGGCAGAGCGGCUACAGGCCUUCCGGGAGGUCCAGGAGCUCAAGAGCAAGCAUGAACAAGUCCAGAAAAAACUGGGAGAUGUGAAUAAACAGUUGGAAGAAGCCCAGCAGAAAAUUCAUUUGAAUGACUUGGAAAGGAAUCCCACUGGAGGAGCAGACGAGUGGCAAAUGCGCUUCGACUGUGCUCAGAUGGAGAACGAGUUCCUCAGAAAGCGUCUGCAGCAAUGCGAGGAGAGGCUGGACUCGGAACUGACAGCCAGGAAAGAGCUGGAGCAAAAGCUCGGGGAGCUGCAAAGUGCUUAUGACGGGGCCAAGAAGAUGGCUCACCAACUGAAGAGGAAGUGCCACCAUCUUACCUGUGACCUUGAGGACACCCGCGUCCUGCUAGAGAACCAACAAAGUCGAAACCAUGAGCUGGAGAAGAAGCAGAAGAAGUUUGACCUCCAGCUGGCCCAGGCCCUAGGUGAGUCUGUGUUUGAGAAGGGUCUCCGUGAGAAAGUGACCCAGGAGAACACCAGUGUCCGGUGGGAGCUAGGCCAGCUUCAGCAGCAGUUGAAGCAAAAGGAGCAGGAAGCCUCACAGCUGAAGCAGCAGGUGGAGAUGCUACAGGACCAUAAACGGGAGCUGCUGGGGUCACCCUCUCUGGGGGAAAAUUGCGUUGCUGGCUUGAAGGAGAGGCUGUGGAAGUUGGAAUCCAGCGCCCUUGAGCAACAGAAAAUCCAGAGCCAGCAGGAAAACACCAUCAAGCAGCUGGAGCAGCUCCGCCAGCGGUUUGAGCUGGAGAUCGAGCGGAUGAAGCAGAUGCACCAGAAGGACCGUGAGGACCAGGAGGAGGAACUGGAGGAUGUCCGUCAGUCCUGCCAGAAGCGGCUUCGUCAGCUGGAAAUGCAGCUGGAGCAAGAAUAUGAAGAGAAGCAGAUGGUCCUUCAUGAGAAGCAAGAUUUGGAAGGCUUGAUUGGAACCCUCUGUGACCAGAUUGGCCAUCGGGACUUUGAUGUGGAGAAGCGACUUCGGAGAGACCUCAGGAGGACACAUGCACUAUUGUCAGACGUGCAGCUCCUUCUGGGCACCAUGGAGGAUGGCAAGACAUCAGUCAGCAAGGAGGAGCUGGAGAAAGUGCACAGCCAGCUGGAGCAGAGUGAAGCCAAGUGUGAGGAGGCCUUGAAGACCCAGAAGGUGCUCACAGCGGACCUGGAGAGCAUGCACAGCGAGCUGGAGAACAUGACGCGGAACAAGAGCCUGGUGGAUGAGCAGCUGUACAGGCUGCAGUUUGAGAAGGCAGACCUCCUGAAGCGCAUCGAUGAGGACCAGGAUGACCUGAAUGAGCUGAUGCAGAAGCACAAGGACCUCAUUGCUCAGUCUGCUGCUGACAUUGGGCAGAUCCAAGAACUGCAGCUGCAGCUGGAGGAAGCCAAGAAGGAGAAGCACAAGCUACAAGAACAACUGCAGGUGGCUCAGAUGCGCAUCGAGUACCUGGAGCAGUCCACUGUGGAUCGAGCCAUCGUCAGCAGGCAGGAGGCGGUCAUCUGUGACCUGGAGAACAAGACAGAGUUCCAGAAGGUGCAGAUUAAGAGAUUUGAGGUCCUGGUGAUCCGGCUUCGGGACAGCCUGAUCAAGAUGGGGGAGGAGCUUUCACAGGCGGCCACCUCCGAGUCCCAGCAGCGGGAGAGCAGCCAGUACUACCAGCGGCGCCUGGAGGAGCUGAAGGCCGACAUGGAAGAGCUGGUGCAGCGGGAGGCGGAGGCCAGCCGGCGGUGUAUGGAGCUGGAGAAGUACGUGGAGGAACUUGCCGCAGUGAGGCAAACCCUCCAGACAGACCUGGAGACAUCCAUUCGGCGGAUUGCCGACCUGCAGGCUGCCUUGGAAGAAGUGGCAUCCAGUGACAGUGAUACUGAGAGUGUCCAGACGGCAGUGGAUUGUGGCAGCAGUGGCAGAAAAGAGAUGGAUAACGUCUCCAUCCUCAGCUCCCAGCCAGAGGGCAGCCUGCAGUCCUGGUUGAGCUGUACUCUGUCCCUGGCCACAGACACUACGAGGACUCCUUCUCGACAGUCAGCCACCAGCAGCCGCAUCCUCAGCCCCAGGAUAAACGAGGAGGCUGGGGACACUGAGAGGACCCAGUCGGCACUGGCACUGAGCAGAGCCCGGUCCACCGAUGUCCGCAGCAAGACCUCGGGAGACAAGCCUGUUUCUCCCCACUUUGUCCGCCGGCAAAAGUACUGUCAUUUUGGGGACGGCGAAGGGCUUGCCGUCCAGAGAAAGUCCACAGAGAGAUUAGAAGCUGCUGCCUCUCCCCUGGCUUCUCGGAGUACAAACACAUCCCCGCUGUCGAGGGAAAAGCUGCCCAGUCCUUCAGCGGCCCUCUCAGAGUUCGUGGAAGGGCUCCGGAGGAAGAGAGCCCAGAGAGGCCAGGGGUCCACGCUGGGCCUGGAGGACUGGCCCACUCUCCCCAUUUACCAGACGACUGGGGCUUCCACACUAAGGAGGGGCAGGGCUGGCAGUGACGAGGGAAACCUCUCGCUGAGGGUUGGGGCAAAGUCACCCCUGGAAAUCGAAGGGGCCGCUGGUGGUCUCUUGAGGUCCACCAGCCUCAAAUGCAUCUCUUCAGACGGUGCUGGGGGCACAACCCUACUCCCCGAAAAGGCGAAGACCCGAUUCAGUUCCUGCGAGUCCCUCUUAGAAUCCAGAUCGAGCAUGGGGAGAAAACUGAGCUCUCCGACCACACCCAGGGACAUGCUGUUGUCGCCCACACUGCGUCCUCGGAGGCGGUGUCUGGAGUCCUCUGUGGAUGAUGUGGGCUGUCCAGACCUUGGAAAGGAGCCGCUUGUUUUCCAGAACCGCCAGUUCGCCCACCUGAUGGAGGAACCUCUAGGCAGUGACCCGUUCAGCUGGAAACUCCCAAGCCUCGACUACGAACGCAAGACCAAAGUGGACUUCGAUGACUUCCUCCCAGCUAUCCGGAAGCCCCAGACGCCUACAUCCUUGGCCAGAGCAGCCAAAGGUGGGCAAGACCGUUCACAGCGUUCAAGCAUCCACUUUGAGACGGAAGAGGCUGACCGUUCCUUUCUCUCGGGGAUCAAGACCAUUUUGAAGAAGAGCCCGGAGCCCAAGGAGGAUCCUGCUCACCUGUCCGACUCGUCCUCAUCCUCCAGCUCCAUCGUGUCCUUCAAAAGUGCUGACAGCAUCAAAAGUCGACCAGGAAUCCCACGACUUGCGGGUGACGGUGGUGAGCAAAUGUCCCCUGAGCACAGAAAGCCAGAGACGGGGAGGAAAGACGACGAUGUUGCGAGCAUAAUGAAAAAAUAUCUCCAGAAGUAGGAGCCAGUUCAGCCUCCUUGAAGCUGCCCUUGAAGACUGCCCGACUCUACAAUAACUUGGAGACAGACUGGCCAGGCCUACCUGGUGGCCAGAGCCAGCCAGCAUGGCCACCCUCAAGAGGCGAGAUGAGCCCACAGAGGCAUAUCCUGCUGGGAUGCUGGGCUCCCAGUGUGGUUGGCCUGAACAAAAUAAAGUGUUGACUCCUGGGCAUCUGUGCCUUCUCUAUGGCCUUGCUACCUGGGAUUCCAGAGUGUUGAUGGGGUGCAGAUAGGGGUAGGACUGUUAGAAAGAAUAGAACCAACCCAAACUGUGUGUAGUUUGGGGUGUAUACUUCUAUUUCUCUUCCUACAUUUCUACAUGCCAUGACCUUUCUCCUCUUCACCUGGCCAGUUUCAGCUCACUUCCUCCAGGAAGUCUUUCCUGAUAUAUCAAACUGAAACAAAUGCUCCUCCUCCGUGCUCCCCAUGCUUAUCUAUUAUGUUCCUUUGCCAAUUCAUUUCUCUAUCCUGUGUAUGUAUAAGUGUGUACAAGCAUUCAAGAAACUGAUGAAUGAUGAAUGAAUGAAUGAGCCAAAGAACAAAUAAAUGAGCCCACACACCCUGAACGCAUGCGACACACUGAUAUAUAUGCAUCCUACAAAUGUGCACCCACAUCAACAUUCAAGAACCUUGAAUUUAUUCGCUUUUUACCAAGGCGAAGCUAGCAUAUGUGUGCCCACAUUUAGGUAGCAAAUGCUGCCUUUAUUUAAAUUCCCACUAGUAUAGACUCCAUAUCCUACCCCAAAUUUGUCUUCAUCCCCAGGACCCCUCUGGUGUAGCCAAUCAUAGCUCCCACCCGUGGGAGGGAAUUCCCAUUUGGAUCACUGCUGUGUUAGUGUUUGCUAGGGCUGCUGUGACAAAGUACCAUAGCUGGAGGGUUGAAGUCCAAAUUCGAGGUCAGCUGGGUAAAUUCCUUCUGAGAGCUGUGAGGGCCUGUUUCCUUAGCUGGUAGAUGGCUGUCUUCUCCCUGUGUCUCUUCAUUUCACCUUCUGUUCAUGUCUGUAUCCAGAUUUCCCCAUUUUAUAUUGGAUGGGGUCUGCCCUAAUGACCUUAUUUUAACUUGGUUACCCUGUAAAGACCCUACCUUUAAAUUAACUCACUUUAUGAAGUACUGCGGGUUAGAACUUCAACAUUUUUUGAGUGGGGCUGGGGAAGUGGGCACACGAUUCAACCCAUAAUAACUGGUAAGGUCACUCCAAAAAGAGGAGCUCUCAUCUGUGAUCAUCCUCACUAGAGACUCUGGGUAGAAGUGAGGCAAGGGAGGAGGAUGGGGCAGGAGGGAAAUUCACUGGAGACCUCACCGUCUCUGGAGACUUUCCCGCCUCUCUGAUGGAGCACGUUGGUGGAACAGUGGACCCUGUUGUCUCUGAUGCAGACACAGUCUCCCACUUGGUGAAUCCACCAUCCACCUCUUGCCAUUCACAGGAGGGCUCUGGGUCACUGAAGAGUGCUGGGACACACGGGGAAAGGAGCCAGGACCUCUGCGGAGUCAGAAGCCCCGGCAAAGAGGAGGCACCACCCAAAAGCUCGCCAACACUUAGGUGUGGGGUAGGAAUGGGAGAAGACCCAGGCUCUUGCACGAGGCUCUCCCAAAGGUUUUUGCAGUGAAAUCCAUCAAGUCAUGGAGUCUCAGCUAAGUCACUUCCCUCGCUGGGUCUCAGUUUUCUCAUCUCAGUAAUGGGAACAACAGUUACUAAACUCUAAUAAAACCCGGGAAAGGGAAAGUAUAGCAUACUGUAUUAGUUUGCUAGAGAUGCUGUAACAAAAUUCCACAGCCUGGGUGGCCUAAACAACAGAAAUUUAUUUCCUCAUGUUUCUGGAGGCAGGAAGUCUGAAAUCAAGGUGUCAGCAGGGGUGGUUUUUCCUAAGGCCUCUGUCCUUGGCUUGUAGAUAGUCGCUUUCUUGCUGUGUCUUCACAUGGUCUGUCUUCUAUGUGGCUGCACCUCCGGUGUCUCUCUCCAAAUUUUCUCUUAUAAGAAAAGCAGUCAUAUUGAAACAGGGCCUACCCUGAUGGCCUGAUUUUAAUCACCCUGUUUUGUUGUUGUUGUUUUCUGAGAUGGGAGUUUCACUCUUGUGGCCCAGGCUGGAGUGCAGUGGUGUGAUCUGAGCUCACUGCAACCUCUGCCUCCCGGGUUCAAGCGAUUCUCUUGCCUCAGCCUCCUGAGUAGCUGGGAUUACAGACAUGCACCACCAGGCCCAGCUAAUUUUGCAUUUUUUUUAGUAGAAACAGGGUUUCUCCCUGUUGGUCAGGCUGGUCUUGAACUCCCGACCUCAGGUGAUCCACCUGCCUUGGCCUCCCAAAGUGCUGGGAUUUUAAUCACCCUUUUAAAGGUCCCAUCUCCAAACACCGUCACAUUCUAAGGUAUGGGGGGUUAGAACUUCAACACGUGAGUUUUAGGGGUUCACAAUUCAGCCUGUAACACAAUGCAAAAGGAAGUGGUGAUUUAAUUAUUAAUUAUUAUCACUUAAUCUAUUAUUUAUUAUUCAUACAGAAUAAUUUUCAUACAGAAUGAAUAUUAUUAUACAGAAUAAUUUACUAUUCAUACAGGAUACAUAUUUCCCAAGCUCCCAGCUUGGUCCACAAACAGAGGUAAUUCUGGAAGUCAGGAAGAGAUUAUCAAUGCCGGGGGGAACAUUCACAUUGCCUUCCUGGCAUUGAUGUUUCCUGGACAUUUUAGAGCCUGGAACCUUUGAGUUUCCAUGUGCUUCUCUUCAUGUGCCAGUAAUAUUAUUUAUUCAGUCCGUAUUUGCUGAGUACCUUCUAAGUGCCUGGCACUGUUCCCCACACCCAAGCUCUAGUGAGCAGGCAGAGUCACCCUGCCUUUCUUCAGGGAAUAUCUUAGCUGGGGAGACAGACAAUAAGCAAGAAAAUGAAUAUACUGUCAGGAGCAAGCUGUACUAUGAAGAAAAAUAAAGAUGAAAUUAUC
Pongo pygmaeus (Bornean orangutan) is the source of this 11089-nucleotide messenger RNA. It is a transcript of the gene MYO18B, whose product is annotated as myosin XVIIIB. The record is from RefSeq and is a predicted model, not a curated record. The transcript has 44 exons. Gene Ontology annotation, molecular function: cytoskeletal motor activity; actin filament binding; ATP binding. Gene Ontology annotation, biological process: actomyosin structure organization. Gene Ontology annotation, cellular component: cytoplasm; myosin II complex; unconventional myosin complex. The coding region runs from base 424 to 8124 and encodes 2566 amino acids. Lineage: Eukaryota; Metazoa; Chordata; Mammalia; Primates; Hominidae.